Molecule: messenger RNA, 4777 nt
Organism: Corythoichthys intestinalis (scribbled pipefish)
Lineage: Eukaryota; Metazoa; Chordata; Actinopteri; Syngnathiformes; Syngnathidae
Gene: pcare1
Product: photoreceptor cilium actin regulator 1
Exons: 2
Coding region: 353-3808 (1151 amino acids)
Source: RefSeq, a predicted model, not a curated record
UGAAAGCCUCACUAAGCCCUUCAGCUGCUUGUCCUUUUGUCAGAUACAGAGAUGUGGUCAAGAGCACGCAACGAGACAUUUCAACCGACAUAAUGAGCAACCUGUGGAUUUAUUUUUCACAUCUUUGACACGUGGCAGCGUAAUGUCAAAAUGGAUUUAUCAACAUUUUGUUUUGGCUGCAUCCUCAUCGGAAGAGCUUUCAUCAGAUUUAACAAUCUCUGCCAUCCAAGGGUAACCGACAAAGCAGGUGGCUAAGGACCUUGGAUAUUCUUUGCAUCGCUCACCACUAUAUGUACUAUUGUGAAAUCACCGAGAUGAUGAAUGUGUAAGUUGAUAAUUGUAAAUACCAAAAAUGGGAUGCUCACCAUCCAGAGGGAACACUUUGGUGAAUCUGGGCUCCUUGAGAAGAGGAAGAAUGUUGCCCCCUGCACCUCAAGAGCAACCCAGAGAAGCUCAUUAUACAGAUGGAGAUCAUAACAAUUGUACUGGAUCUACUGUUGGCGACACUAAAGGCAGAAAGACAAGUGGACAAAAAGCAAUAUUUCAAAGAGAUGGUAAUAUGCCACCGCAAGAACACCUACAUGCAACUGUGUGUGCCCCAGAGGUAAAGGACGCAGAUAAAUUGAAGAGUCAAAGAAUGGAAAACAGCAUUGUCAUACAGAAAAAAGACAAAAAUGGGAAUAAACAGGAGAUAACAGAGAAAAAAUCAGGGAAGAAACCCCGAAGAAGAGGAAUGAAAGUGCUGAAAAAGACAGAAAAGGAAAUGCCGAAAAUUGAUUUCCCAGAGCCUCUGGUAAAAGCCCACCAAGCUGCUUAUGGCUUUCUAAAUCCCAGCAUAAACAAAUAUGAUGUUGUCCUUGGUCUACUGGAACAAGCAACUCAAACUCAAGCAUCUCUGCAGCCAAUGGUUUCUUUUAUGGCCUUGCGCUAUGAAGAAAUUAUUCGGGCACUGGAAAAAAUUGUUGAUGAAGGAGAAAUCAUGCUGAAAGAAUAUGGAGACCAACUUGCUUGGCCUUGUCAAAUGAAAAAACUCUCAUCAGCUGCAGCUUUAAAAUCUAUUUCAGCUAUUGAACCCCCACCUGAUUUGUUGCAGCAGCUGCUUCAAUACACCACACAGAGAAUGCAGAAUGUGAGCCAGACAGUUGGAGGAAUUGGGGACUCUGCCCUGGAGGAAGCUGUGGACUACUUUUCUUCAGUCUCUGAACUUUUAGAGGAGAAGCUGAAAGUCAAACGUGCAGUUGAGACCAGGAUAAUGCGACUCACCUCUCGCAUUGAAUUGGCAUCUCUUCGCAAACUUGGGCCUGAGGACUCUGCACUCUUCAGUGAGGACAGUGGUAUUGGUGCUGAGAGUGAAUCCAUUGCUGGGUCAGAAAAGCACCAUAGACGCGUGAGUUGUGAAUCCAGCGGAACAAAUAGAGCUACACCCUUCAGUCCAGUGGAAUAUACCUCCAUGACGGGAAUGUCAGUGAAAAGUCUUGCAUGUCAAAUGAGCCCAAGUGCUUCCCUUACUUCAUUGAACUCAUUAGCUUCUAUGUGCACAAUGAUGUCGAAUGCACAGGGGGACUCAUUACUAGGAUCAGUCUCUUUCGAUGAUGGUGAGGAAGAUGAUGAUGAGAACUAUAAGAGUGAUGGAGAAACCAGUAGUGGGCAAGUAAGCUUGAAAAAGCAAGCAAAUUAUUCACAUGAAAAAUGUGAACCAAAGCCACGGUGCUUACCCUUCAAAUUCAUUGAAAAUCCUAAAAACAUUGAAAUGACCAUCAAAAUGAAAAAUGCGUUGAAUGGCAAAAUACAUUGUGUUCAAGCGCAAAGUGCUGGUGCCAAAUCAAAAGUAGCAGUCAGUCCAAAAUCAGGUACAGGCCAAUGGCCUGAGGAAAAAAGACCAACUAUAAAGAGAUCGCAAACAACCGUCCGAAGAAGUGUGGUUAAAACAACCCCAGCGGCUAAAGAGAAGCGUUCCCGUUCAGCAGAAUCUUUGCGAAGCAGAGGGGAUGAUCCCACUUUGCCUGAACUGGACCGAUCACGGGAAAAAAUAGGCCAAAGAUUAAAGAAAGUCAACAAAAGAAAGGAAAAUACAAAGGGGAACCUGAAGACUACACCAUCUACAUCAUCACAAAAACAGAGAACUUCACCAGAUAACUCUCCGAAACAAAACCAAAAACAUCCAACUUUGGAGAAAGAUGGCAAUUUACGUGAAAGGGUGGCACAUUUGAAGUGUCUUACCAAAACUCAGGGAGUAACCACUAAGUUGGAGGAAGAUGAUGUGAACAAAGAUAAGAAAAUAUUCACAGGAGUUGUUAAAGCAACGCCACCCCCCAGCCCCCCUGCAUCCCCAAGACCAUCCUCAGGCCUGUACAGAGGAAGGAAUUCUGUCAAAAAACUCAUUGAUACUUUCAGUCAAGGAAUAGAAGAGAUGGACAGCCCUAAUGUUGUAGGACCACUUAGAGGUGUACGAAAGUGUGGUGUUCCGGUGUUACCAGGUUUAGGAAAUGUCAGCACUGUCCUUAACUAUGGAAAAACUAGUUGUAGAUCUCAAAGCACCUCAUGUGAAAAAAAUGAUUAUUUAGAACUGGAUCACCUUCCGCCGCCUACAUUAGAAGUAUUAUUGGACAAUUCAUUUGAAAGUGAACUUUCAUGUGGUGUAGCAGCUCAGGGGCCAGUGAAAGCUGUGACGUCACCUAUGGUAAAACGGGCAGGACCAUCACAGAGACUACGGGCCUCAGUUCAAUCUGGACCAGUGUUACCCAGCAAAGGAGGUGUGCCUCGAUGUUUAAAGGGAUCUUUUCCUGUUAAACGGGAUUCUCAAGUCACAACGUCACAGACAACUAUCAAUCAACCAGACAUUGACCCAGUGAUGGAAAUUAAUUCUACUCGGUUAAAGAAAUUCAGAAAAAUAAGAUAUUUUAAAGAUUCCUCAGAUUCAGAGUCUGAGAAAUAUUCAAUAAAUUAUGGAGCAACAUCCCAAUCUAGCGAUCCAGAUGAUUCCAUGAAUGUGCAGGAGAAUGACAACCUCUUUAUACGUGAAAUAAAUACUACAGUCUCUCAAGUGCCUCCUACAUCUGUAGCCAGUACUCAACCACUUGCCACUUCUCUGCUGUCUAAGGGGCGAAUUUUGCCAUCUACACCUUCUAUUUCAAAUUCUUCCCAUAGAAGACUUCCUAGUCCCCGCAACUUUAAAAAGUCACCAACACCGCCCUCUUCAGCUAGUCCCCCAGUUAAUAGAAAACUCACAACCCCGCCAGAAGGUCAAAUGCAUCUCUCCAGCUCUCCAGUUUUGAGGCCUAACACUUUAACCUCCUCAUACCCUUUGAAAGCACCAUCUCCACCAGCUUCUCCAAAAAUACAACGAUGGUCAAGAGAGAACAGCGCCGAAGAAUCUGCUCGGAUGAUCAGUAAUGCACGUUCUGUUUUCUGCCCCAUUUCGCCAUCCUUGUUUGAAGCCCAGCCCUCUACAACUUCACAAUUGUUUCAAGCCUGGACCUCUGUCGGAGGUGCUCUUCGCUCAACAAUUACCCGUGGAAAUCGUGGCAGAUGUUCGAUGUCAGCCCAAGGACCUCAACCUGUUAUUCGCCAAAGUCUCUCAAAAAGAAGAACAAGUAUGGACCUGACACCUAGAAACCUACUUCUUUCGAUGGCUGAGACCUUUGGAAGUGAGCCUGCAAUAUGCACACAAGGACUAGAUGAUGAACCAGCCAAGAAAGCGGAAUCAUGGGCAAGCCAAUCAGACCUCAGAGUGAUUCCACGUUCUGCAUCCCACCCAGAUCUAUAUGUUGUUGGACAAGCCUUGCACAGAGACAAAAUCGACCAAUGAAGUACCAGAGGGAUUAUGGAUUAACGGGUUUAAGAAAGGAUUUUAGGUGAUGCCACUCCGCUGGUGCGAGAGGAGUGACUAAUUCUCAUCACCUUGCUGCUGUGAGACAUGUUGUCAAUGUUUGUAUGAAUAGAUUCACUAUUUGGACACUACUGUAUCUCAACAUGUCCAAAUAUGACAUGCCAUAUUUCAGUAUGAUCAAAAAUUAUAUACACUUCAUCAGCUAAUAUCUGUGUCAUAUUCAGAUAUGCUCAUAAUACAGGAGCAGGUGAUUUAGAAAAACAAUUCUGCUUUUAUGUGUGUAAAAAAUAUAGCCGGCAAAUUGAAUAUUUCAUGGAACAUUCCUAAAUUGUCAUAGCAAAUUCAACAUUUCCAACAAGUUGACCAUUGUUUUUUAAUUUCCAGAAAUUAAUGCAUCAAAUUACUUUUGUAUUAAUUUUUGACAGUACUUAAAACAUAUAUACUGUGUUUUACUGUUAUGUCAUGAGCCUUUUUGCACUGUGUUUACCAAUAAAAUUUUGUAGAUAAGGAAAACAUUCCCUGCUGUUGUAUUUUUUCAGGUAUUGCACACAGCAAGCACAUUAGUUUGUUUACACUUGCAGGUGUCAAAGAUACAUCUACAAUUUCUUUCUGACAACCAUUAUUCUGUGUUGCUCAGGUGGCCAUGCAUAAUGCAUAGCAUCAGGGAGAAAAUGCAAAAACAAAUAAAGCUAGCAUUUCAUACCCUUAAAAGCGAGAGUUGUUCUGAAUGACCAAUGUGGGCAAUUUUAAACAUAACAUUGUUUUUGCUGCAAAAUUGAACGAGAUUUUAGCAUGUUAAGAUAAACAGUUGAAUUGUUUUGAAUGACAAUUGCACAUUUGCAUCCGCUUUGUAGUCAACAUAUUCUGCAAUAUGACAGCAGCAUUUGAACUCAACAGAACAGUCAAAACAUUGUAUGUUAUAUCAGCGUUCCUUCUUCCAGUACAGGA